GUACCGUACGGUGGAGGCAAGAGCAAGAAACAACAACAACAAAGCAGAAAGAAGAAAAAAGAACGAAACCUUAAUCCAUCAUAACUGUUCAAGUGCCAAUCACAGCAAUUCCGCACUGUGCCAACACCAGAGUUGCAACAACAUGGUCCCUGCUGCACGGCUGCGGUCCAAGCGCUAAUGGUCCAAUGUCGAUCGACCGCCGCAUCCGCAGAGGACACCACUGGAGUGCCACACAAGACAAUGAGUGCCGAAGGUUACUCCUACCGUUACUACCGGACAGUUUGUGCAAUUUGGCUUAGGAGAUAAUAAGGAGGAGCGCCCUUCCGGUUGAACCGAAAGGGGUGGAACGGGAGAAGAAGGGUGUAGCGAAGAGUUUACAGGACAGGACACACAGACGCAAUGGGAAGCUGUCUGACGUGUUUCAAGUCACCGCCGAAUGCGACGGUCAAUAACGUUGCUUCGGACGGGGUGGUACUUGGGCCGGAAACGGCCAUCACGGAUCCCGAAGCGACAGUUAAUGUUCUAUUGGUAGAAACGGACGAUCUGCUGGCCGCCAGUCCCAUACGAAUGACGUCGUUGGGCUCGGAGAGAAAGAGCGGUAGUUUUAAGAAGACGAUCGGAUUACUUAAUGGCAACUUGAACGCGUUGCCGGACGGUAGCAGUUUGCCCGGAAAAGAUCUCGCGACGCAAAUUUCCGACAACGAUCUGAACAAGCUGUUCGAGGAGUACAAGGACAGCCAGGAGGACGCGAUCCUAUCGGAGGGCAUCGAGCGGCUGUGCUGUGAUCUAGGUUAUAAGCCGGACGACUUUGCCAUCCUGGUGCUGGCGUGGCGUCUGGACGCGUCCCAGAUGUGUCAGUUCACCAAGUCGGAAUUCAUCCAGGGCCUACAGCAGAUGAACGCUGCCAGCAUCGACGACAUCAAGCUCCGGCUGGAGCAGAUUAUGGAAAAGCUCAAAACCGACUCCGAGGACUUUAAGCUGCUAUACAGAUUCACAUUCCGGUUCGGACUGGAGCCGGGCCAUCGGAUCCUUUCGCUUGACAUGGCCAUCAGUCUGUGGCGUCUGGUGUUUACGGUUCACACGCCGGACAUUCUACCGCGGUGGUUGCACUUUCUCGAGCAGCACCAGAACAUCCGAGGCGUCCCGAAGGAUACCUGGAACAUGUUUCUGAACUUUGUUGAGACCUGUGAUAUUACACAGUACGAUGACACCGAAGCGUGGCCCAGCUUAUUCGAUGACUUUGUCGAGUACGAACAGGAACGGCUUAAGCUGGCCAGCAAGAACCCGGAGGCGGGACUCGAAGGUUCCGAGGGCGGCUUGGUGACGGCAGUGGCUAUCGGCGUCCAGGAGGACGACAACAAUAAUUCAUAGUAUUGCGAUGCAAGGUAGCGGCUUGCAGUGCUCCGUUUUAAGCGAACACGCACGUUUUACUAUAUUUAUUAAUCUAUCUUUUACCUAGUAGAGCUCGCACGAGCUUAAUAUGAUCUUGUAUCCUUGUUUAUGUUUGUACCCUAAAUGCUGCCCAUUUUUUUUUGCGUUCAUUUCCAUCGCAUUCUAAUCACGCUUAAGUGUGACUAUCUUUUGUAAGGACCCCGAAGAAGCAGAAGCAAGUGUUUAGCAACAUCGCACGUAAAUCAUUUGUUCGAUAAACACGAAUUUUACUCUACUUUUAGAUGCAUGAUUAAUCUUAACGCUAUUAUAUAUUUGUUUUCUUUUAUACACUCAUAUAGAUAUCGAAAUUUAGUGUAAUCCAGUUAAAAUUAAUUGAUAGAACGAUGAUUUGAUGUUGAAGAACGCAAAACAGAAACUUUAAAUCGCCAGAGAGCCUGCUUUCUCUGCGUUCCGCGAACAGCCAAUUUUUGCUAAUGUAGAGAAGUGAACGUCAUAUCAGUAAACUGAUAGCGGAAAAACGAAAAAAAUAAAAAUAAAGAAAGAUUUUAUGUGAUCGUAAACUUAACCCGUGAGGAGCAAGUCGAUAGUGUUUAAAAGAGGAAUUUAUGUACAAGCUUUUCGGCUCCAGGCUAAAUUUUGUUCCUUCUCCCUGGCUCCCGUUCCUUCGCUGGUCGAGUGGGGAGCGAGGAAUCAGAUGAGAGAAAAAAAUACACAGACAGACAAAGCGCAGUGACAGUGGAACCGCACUAGGCCGACUUUGAACGGAAAUCAACACUUUUUCACAUAUUAGCUCAAAUGUAUUAAAGAAAAAAAGAAAAGAAAAUAAAUUAAAUGAACUAGGACGCUCCUUAUUUUGAACGAUGUGUGUUGGAUGUCUUAGUUGGAACCGGUCGCAGUCUUGGUGAAAAUGAAAAAAAAAUGUAGGCUAAAUUUAAAACAAACAAGAGAACAAAACUACUGAACCUCUAUUUAAGAUAAUUCUAGACAAAAUGGAUGAAUAAAAUCGAAAAAUGUCAACACAAAUAA
Molecule: messenger RNA, 2418 nt
Organism: Ochlerotatus camptorhynchus
Lineage: Eukaryota; Metazoa; Arthropoda; Insecta; Diptera; Culicidae
Gene: SCCRO3
Product: defective in cullin neddylation 1 domain containing SCCRO3
Exons: 3
Coding region: 400-1371 (323 amino acids)
Biological process (GO): protein neddylation
Cellular component (GO): ubiquitin ligase complex
Molecular function (GO): ubiquitin conjugating enzyme binding; cullin family protein binding; ubiquitin-like protein binding
Source: RefSeq, a predicted model, not a curated record